UACUGUGUUACUGGGUAUUGUGUCAGUAUAACGCUGUCGUUGAUUGUGUGGACACUGGCCUGUUAGCUGUUGUAAAUAUAUUUAUACACAUGGCGCACGCGCAUACUGCCGUUGUGGUUUGUGUUUGCGCUCUCGUAGCUAUUGUUGUAAGCGAGCCUGCGUUGGCGCCAAACAAGAAAAUGGAAAGUAAAGAACGAAAAACUAUACAAGAAAAACCAAUUAUCAUACGAAGAGUACCGAGUGCCUAUUUUUAUCCAUUCAGUUUAUGGCCUUUACCAAAGUAUUCUGUUAGAGGGGUGAAACUUCUUGAAGCAAAUCCGGACGUAAAACGUCUAUAUGACGAUCUUCUAAGCAAUUACAAUCGGUUAAUUCGACCUGUGACUAAUGUUACUGAUAUACUGACCGUAAGACUUGGCCUAAAAUUGUCUCAGUUGAUGGAAGUCAAUCUGAAGAACCAGGUCAUGACUACAAACUUGUGGGUGGAGCAGAAAUGGUUUGAUUAUAAACUACAAUGGAAUCCGGAUGAUUAUGGUGGUGUAGAAAUGCUGUAUGUACCGUCAGAACAUAUUUGGUUACCAGAUAUUGUGCUGUAUAAUAAUUGGGAUGGAAAUUAUGAGGUGACACUGAUGACAAAAGCAACAUUGAAAUACACGGGAGAGGUGAACUGGAAACCGCCAGCUAUUUAUAAGUCGUCUUGUGAGAUAAAUGUGGAGUAUUUCCCAUUUGACGAGCAGACUUGCUUCAUGAAGUUUGGUUCAUGGACAUACAAUGGAGCUCAGGUGGACUUGAAGCAUAUGGAUCAGUCUGCCGGCAGCAGCUUGGUACAUGUGGGCAUUGAUCUCAGCGAGUUCUACUUGUCUGUUGAAUGGGAUAUCUUGGAGGUGCCGGCUACAAGGAACGAGGAGUACUAUCCCUGCUGUCCAGAACCUUUCUCUGACAUAACAUUCAAGCUGACGAUGCGCCGCAAGACGCUCUUCUACACGGUGAACCUGAUCAUACCAUGCGUGGGACUCACCUUCCUCACUGUGCUGGUGUUCUACCUGCCCUCGGACUCUGGAGAGAAGAUAUCGCUCUGCAUCUCCAUCCUGGUGUCCCUCACAGUGUUCUUCCUCGGUCUGGCCGAGAUCAUCCCGCCAACAUCCCUGGCGAUCCCUUUGCUCGGGAAGUAUCUGCUAUUCACUAUGAUCCUCGUGUCCCUCAGCGUGUGGGUCACUGUGUGCAUUGUUAACGUGCAUUUCAGGUCGCCAUCGACGCAUACAAUGUCGCCGUGGAUGAAGAAGGUGUUCCUGCAGUUCAUGCCAAAGCUCCUCAUGAUGAGGCGGACCAAGUACUCGCUGCCGGAUUACGAUGAUACGUUCGUAUCUAACGGAUACACCAAUGAAUUGGAUAUGAGUAGGGACAGUCUGACGGACGCGUUUUCCAACGGCAAGGGCGAUGAUGGUGACUACCGGAAGUCUCCUGGACCUGAAGACGAUAUGCUCGGAGCUGGAGCGCAGCAGCGACCUUCAGUUACGGAAUCUGAGAACAUGUUGCCCCGCCACCUCUCGCCCGAAGUGGCGGCCGCGUUGCAGAGCGUCCGCUUCAUAGCUCAGCACAUUAAGGACGCGGACAAGGAUAAUGAGGUGGUCGAGGACUGGAAAUUCAUGUCAAUGGUUCUGGACAGGUUUUUCCUAUGGUUGUUUACGAUCGCGUGUUUUGUCGGUACAUUUGGUAUUAUAUUCCAGUCACCUUCUCUGUACGACACUCGCGUUCCUGUCGAUCAGGAAUUGUCUUCUAUACCGAUGCGAAAGAAUAACUUCUAUUAUCCUAAAGAUAUUGAAACUAUUGGUAUUGUGUAAAAGGUUUAUAAGGAACUGUGGGUGGCUUAAUUAUUACAGACAGUAUUUAUGAUUUUCCAAUGGGUAAUUUUGCAUUUUUUGCAAUUAAACAAUAUGUAUUUCCGUAUACUGUAUUUCAUAUGUUAUCGCACCACAUCGCAUUCGCAUUUUAAACUAACUUUAGUUUUCUUUUAAAUUAGUUUAAGAUGCGAAUUAAUUUGAACUUAGUUUCCAUGAUUUCUCUUACGUGUGGAUGGAAAUUCAUUCAAUUCCAAUCCAAAAUUUAUAAGUGUGAAAACGUACAGAUAAGCGCACAAAUAGAGUUAGUUACUCUUACGUAAAAUAAGUAUGUGCAUUGCAUAAAACUUUUUGCUAUCUAUAUAAACUCUAGAUAUACUUAAAUAAAGUCUGCCCUUAUAAUUUGGCCACCUAAAUAUAUAUUUUAAUGGUAUAAAAAAAAAAAUGUAAUUAUAAGAGAAAUUAUACAUUAUUGGGAAAAUUUUGUUUAAUAGUAAAUAAGAUUAGUUAGGUAUUUAUAAGGGAAAAUUGUUUAUGGCGACCUGGCGUUCAAAUAUUGUAGAAAUUUAGUAUUAUACAACUAAAUAUAAGAAUUUUGGCAUUUAAAUCUAGCCAUACAAUCUGGUAAUGCGUACAAUGUUUUUGAUAGAUAUUUUUUAUUUUGGAAUUGCUCUAACACUAUUUAAUAAAUAUAGCCUGCGUAUUAUUUGUUCUUAAAACUUUUUCGAAUUAAUGAUUGCACUAAAUUUAUCAUCAAAGACACCUAUGGAUGUUCCACGAUGUUUACGAUUAUUAGAAAAUCAGUCACACACUAUCCUAUAUGCACUUAAAAUGAAUAAACACCUAAUAUGAUGUCAUGUAUGUGUCUAGGUUAUUUUCAUAUUGGCACAUUUUUACGAAACAUUAACGAAGAUGAGAAUAAAGUACUAAACGAUAGUGAAUACAUUAUUGGGAAAAUUUGCUUAAUAGUAAAUAAUGUUAGGAAUAAGGCAGUAUUGUUAUUGGCGACCUGGCGUUCAAAUAUUGUAGAAAGUUGUAUAAAAUAUCUGAAUAUUAGAAUUGUAACAUUUUAAUCUAGUCAUACAAUCUAAUAAUGCAUAGAAUGUUUUGUUAUAUAUGUAUAUAUAUUUUCAUCUGGAAGUAGCUCUAAGGCUAUUAAAGAAACUUAACCUAGGUAUUGUGUGUGUAGUAUAGGUUAUUUCUCAUAUCGGCACACAUUUUACUAAAUAAUAACCAAUGUAAGAAAAAAAUAAAGUAUUAGGUGAUAAGAUUUAUAACACAUAAUUGGGAAAACUUGGUUAAAGCAAAUAAAAGUUA
Molecule: messenger RNA, 3152 nt
Organism: Zerene cesonia (dogface butterfly)
Lineage: Eukaryota; Metazoa; Arthropoda; Insecta; Lepidoptera; Pieridae
Gene: nAChRbeta2
Product: acetylcholine receptor subunit beta-like 2
Exons: 12
Coding region: 90-1838 (582 amino acids)
Biological process (GO): regulation of membrane potential; signal transduction; monoatomic ion transmembrane transport
Cellular component (GO): neuron projection; postsynaptic membrane; synapse
Molecular function (GO): acetylcholine-gated monoatomic cation-selective channel activity; transmembrane signaling receptor activity
Source: RefSeq, a predicted model, not a curated record